Messenger RNA from Dryobates pubescens (Downy woodpecker), 1542 nucleotides. RefSeq names its product phospholipase A and acyltransferase 1 (gene PLAAT1). Lineage: Eukaryota; Metazoa; Chordata; Aves; Piciformes; Picidae. The record is from RefSeq and is a predicted model, not a curated record. Bases 108 to 587 code for a protein of 159 amino acids. Gene Ontology annotation, cellular component: cytoplasm. Gene Ontology annotation, molecular function: A2-type glycerophospholipase activity; glycerophospholipid phospholipase A1 activity. Gene Ontology annotation, biological process: N-acylphosphatidylethanolamine metabolic process. The transcript is spliced from 3 exons.
GCCAUCGCCCAGCAGGAGCCCUGUGCGCAUCCCAGAGCUCCGCUCUCCGCCGUGCCUUGCACUGAGUCUGCCCAACGAGAGGGACGUCUGCUGACCUCAUUCUAGAGAUGGCAGCUUACCCUGAGCCUGGGGACCUGAUCGAGAUCUUCCGGCCAGCUUACCAGCACUGGGCCCUCUACCUGGGGGAUGGGUACGUCAUCAACGUGACACCCAUAGAUGAAGGGCCCCCAGCCAUGUUUGCCAGCGCCAAGUCGGUGUUCAGCAGAAAGGCCCAGGUGAAGAUGCAGCUCCUGAAGGAGGUGGUGGGAAAGGACAGAUACCGCAUUAACAACAAACACGAUCGCACCUACACUCCCCUGCCGGUAGAGGAGAUCAUCUGUCGUGCCCAGAGGUUCAUUGGCCAGAAGGUGUCCUACGAUCUGCUCGGCAGCAACUGCGAGCACUUCGUGACCUUGCUCCGCUAUGGGGAGCCGGUCUCUGACCAGGCCAGCAAAGCAAUCACUACCAUUGGGGUUGUGACAGUUGCCGCUGGUGCCUUGUCCUUACUGGGCAUCCUCCACAGCAGAUCCAGAGAGAGACAGUACUGACAGCCCACCAGGAUCAGCUCAGAGCAGGGCAGGAGAAACCUGGACAGGUUGUGACCACAGCUGCCACUUGGACUUACUAACAACUGUCCACCUUGCUGAGAGCAGCACUAACCUGUUUGCCACAUCAGCUUUUAUUCUACUGCCUGUGAUGAUUUUUGUGGUAGGCUGGGAGCACUUGCAAGCAAGUUCUCCAUCCUGACAUGCACCCCCCUGCUCUGCUGAGGGCUGGUACAGGCUUUCUACACUCACCCUGGUUUUAUCAGCUACACCCUGUGGGCUUUUCUGGUGAAUAACCUGUUUUAACUUUGAUUUGUUUUGUAAUUCAAAAUUUAUAGGGCAAUAUUGCUGAGGGUUUAUCACAUUUCCUCCAGCUGAGGGUCUGUACAAAUGGAAAACCCCAGGUUCCCAGGCAUGCAGAAGGGUAGACAAGGUAAGCGGUGCCCAAACUGAGCUCCUCCUGUGAGAGCAGGAGAUAAGAAGGAAGGGCAGGUUUUACAGGCUGUGUCCCUUACUGAUUUAAGUGGUGGUGUUUUAAAUGAUAUUUUUUUGCUCAGUGGUGUUUUGCUCAGCAUUCUCCUGCCUGGAAAGUGUCCCUUUCCCUGGCUUCCCUGACCCUUUUGCCUGGGGAACAUCAGACAAAACCUCCCAGCUAGCUUUUUCUCUAGCUGCUGUGGCCACUGAAAUGUCCCUCUUCGUGCCUCAGAAGUGUGGUAGCUGAUGGGACUAUGCCUGAACAAAUUUAAUAGCUCACAGAAUUAUUCAGGUUGGAAAAGACACCUGGGAUUAUCAAGUCCAACCAUUGACCCUGCUCUACAAAGUUCACCCCUAAACCCUAUCUCCAAGCACCACAUCUAAACAACCUUUAAACACAUCCAGGGUUGGUGACCCAACCACCUCCCUGGGCAGCCUGUUCCAAGGUCUGACCACUCUUGCUGAUAAAAAAAUGCUUCUAAUG